CUUUGAUGCUUUUCUUUGUUAUUUCUAUUGCUGAUUUGUCUGACUUACGGGCCUGCUGUAUAUAUUCCCAUGUCCAUGGGGAUUAAUCAUUGGCUAGAGAAUCAGGAUUCUUGCUGUCAAGCCAUCUGUGUGAAUGAGCUUUUACUCAUUUUCUUGCAGUCAGUCAAUCUGUAAGACUGCCAAUUGCUGAAAUGAGUUUUAUUUCUUGCCGGGUUGUUGUUGGAGUGCUCACAUUUAUCCUGUGGUCAGAUAAUUAAGCUUGGAACGAUAGUAUUUAAAUAUGUGGUUUUCUUUUUCCUGUUCACCAUUUUAGCAUCUGGUCUAUUGAAUAUGUCUUUGUAUGACAGAGCUCUCUGAAAAAUGGGGGUUUUGCUUUGUCAGAGUUGCAAAUUCCUGUCUUGCUUGAGGUUUUAUGUUGCUUUUAUGUAUGCACCUUCCUCCCCAAGGCUUUAAUUUUGAGAGAGCAACAGGGCAGCGUGGAGCUGUCAUAGCCAUCUCAUUUUGCAUAUCCUUUCUUAAGCUUGCAACCACAGAAUUGGUAUCAGUAUUGUGGUUUGCCCUUAUUGCUUUACUUUGCUUUUGCUAUAACUCUCCUACCUGAAAAUGCAAAAGAAGCUGAACUCUGAAGCUGUGCCUGUACAGGCAUCCUACCACCUCCACAAAAGCAAGCUGGGAAAAACAUUACAAUGUAGGGAAGUUGGUGUAGUGAAACUCGGUGUGAGAUCGUAUGGACAGGGCAUGGUGGUGUUUCUUUGCAAAAAUAUGAGUUGAUUUUCAUGCAUUCACUCAAUCUAAUGCAUAGACUACACCGGCACACGCUCUCCAUGACAUACUUGGAAGUCCUAACAGGUACAUGUCCAGAUGAUGUGGCCAGGAUCACUUGUGUGCAGCACAGAUGGCAAGGGAUGCUGUGAUGGCUGUCAGGUCUUGAUCGUGCUGCUGGGGUUCUUCAGACUAGGUUUUGGACAAGUCCAUCAUAUUCUUUGGGAGUCAUCAGCUGGAAUGGGAUGGGCCUUUGCCAUAGAAACUUGCUGGCUUCAGGCUCCAUAAAUCUUGGGCCAAGUUGUUUCCUGGCUUUGUUUUUUUAACUUUUUUAUUGUAUGCUUAUUAGCUUGUCUGAAUGUACGUGUGAAAUAGAUGCCAAGGGUCUGUUGUUCUGUCGGGCCAACAGGCAAAGGAACCAUGUUCGUGAUCUGCUGCAGUCUCGUGACCACCCUCCUGGUGCCUCUUUUGUUGAUGAGUCAUCUACACUGUGCUCUCACCAGUGAGACCUUUUGGCCAUGAAAUAACCAGCACAUUUCUCAAUUUCGCUGCUGGGAAUAGUGUUCUGAAAACAAUGUCCAGGGAAUGGUGGCUGCUCUUUUAACCCUUUGUUCUGCUCUUCCUUCCUGCGUGCGUAUGUACACACACUUGUGCUCCCUUACAGUCAUACUGCAGUCAUGCCAGUCUUAGUAUUUGUCAAAAUUCUUGACAACUGUCAUCUUAAAAAUUAGAAUAGCAAGUAAAUCCUGAAGGAAUAAUUAAAAAAAAAGGAAAAAAGUGCACAUUUUUAUGGCAGACUCUUCAGACUGAAUGUUAGCGGCUGCAGUUUAAGAGGAAGAAUGUAUGUUUGUCAAGGGGAGAAGUUGAAAACCUAACUUUCCCAUGUUUCUAGGGCUGGCUUGCUCAGGAGAAGUUCUGGAAGUUUUUCUGUACUUUGCCUGCAGUGAGAUCCUUCUCAGCCUUCUUAUUCCAGACUUCCCACCUGGUUUAUUUAUUCAGUAGAACUGCAAGUACUGGACGUGUUCUUGUCUCUGGAACUGUUUCUGGAUGGGCAGUCUUACUGCCUCCCUUAAUAAAAACACUCCUGUGUUCUUGAGUAACUUUCUUGCAAGCUGCAGCAUUUUCAAGGCUUUCCAUCUAUAAAUUGCACAUCAGAAAAAAAAUUUGCUUUAUAUACAAGCAGUUUGUCAUAGAGACCAUUGUAUGGAGUAUUAAUAACACAAAUGACAGGCAUGAGGGUUUUUUGGCUGUCUUUUUUCCAUAAUACCAGAAUUUGUCACGUCAGUUGAACUCACUUUUAUAAUAACAUUUAAGUGCUGAAGUCAGCUGUGCAGUUUGUAAGGGGAUAUGAUGUUUUCUCUCUUCCUUUCCCUCUCCCUCCUUUUCCCUCUGUAUUUACAGAUUAUCCUAACAUUUGUCUGCAUGUUGACGAAGGAAUCUGUAGAAAUUUCUCCAGUAGCAUACACACUGCAAGUCCAUCAGGUAGCUUUGGAUGGAAGAGACCCCUCUAGACCCUUGAGAGAAAAAAGGCAGAUGCAGUGUCAACUGGGACAAUAUCUACAUCCCAGAGAGACCCACUGCUGCAUGAGAUGCCAUGCAGGUACCUACAAGGCAAAAGACUGUGAUCGGCCUGACCAGGCACCCGUCUGUCUUCCAUGUGCUAAUGGCACAUUCACAGCUGUGGAUAACACCAUGUCUAAAUGCUUCCAGUGUACACGUUGCCGUACAGAAUUCCAGCAGAUAGUAGAGACUCCCUGCACCCCAAAGCAAGAUACCAUAUGCGGCUGUCGGAAGAACCAAUACCAGAUUGGCCUGGCCGAUCUCUUCCAGUGUAGGAACUGCAGCCCAUGUGUCAAUGGGAUUAUUGCCAGCUGUACAAAGAACAGAGACGCAAUUUGCAGGUGCAAGCCUGGAUUCUUCCUGACAUUUAGUAAUGCUUGCAAGCCUUGCAACAGCUGCAUUGGUGAAGAAUGCUUGCAUUGUCAUAGCCCAGUGACUGCCCCACCGACUUCAACUGCGCUGAAUGGGAGCCUUGUCCUUGGCAUCAUCGUUGCAAUAUUUGGAGUUAUCUUCAUCCUCUAUAUUGUAACAAAAGUAGUGAAGCUCAUCCAGAAAAGGAGGGUAACAUCAUCUUCCUACUCCUGUGUCUCUUUGCCGAGGACAACCAGGGAGCCAGUAUCUGAGGUUGAGGAAAAAAAAGGUGAAAUUUCCAUCCUUCUUCCUGAGUCCCGGAAAGAAACAGAAUUGUUGGUGAACGCGACACCACCACCUGCACCUCUGCCACGAAGCUCACAUGAGUUCCCGGACUGUGUCAGACCUGCCAGGAAGACACAGCUUCCAGACAGCCCUUCUAUUCUCUACACUGUGGUGGAUCAUGUACCGCCAUCUCGGUGGAAAGAGUUUGUGCGGCGUCUGGGGCUGAGUGACCAUGAUCUAGAGCGAAUUGAGAUGGAGCAUCGGUGUCUCAGAGAUGCCCAGUAUGAAAUGCUUAGACUGUGGAAACUGCAGAUGAGCCACGCUGCAACUGUGGAGCACAUCAGCUGUGUUCUCAACCAGAUGGAGCUGAGUGGCUGCAGUGAAGCCAUUCAGGAGGCUUUGCUAAACCAGAGUUCUCCUCAACCUUGCAGCUUCCACAGCCAUCUUAAAUCUAGUUCUACUUCAGUUGCCCUGGCUGAGACUGUUAAAAGAUGAUCCCCCUUUCCUGUCCCCCCCCUUUCCUGUCUUCCUUUUCCCAUACCUCCCUAUCUCUCUAACACUCAGCUGGGUUUGUUGGAAACAGCAGCACAUUGUGCUGGAGGAAGGCUGAGGCUUGCUUCUCAGCCACCACAUAUUCACCACCUGAAAGCCAAGACAGACCUCUGCAACAACUCCUUUCCCAGGGAGGGAAAGCAACUCAUAAAAGAAGCGGUGUGACUUUGACUAAGAUGAAAACAGGAGCUCAGAGUGACUUAGAUCAGCUGCUCUAUGGACAAGCUGUUCCUGAUAUAGGUGCUCCAUGCAGCAUGUGGUAGGUAAAUUUGUAGAGUGCCUUGGUUAAGCUGGCUGUUCAGGUGGUAGAGUACUUGCUCACUUUUUGCAGAUCUGUUUCUGCAAGAUCAGGCAGUUGAACUGGCUCACAUUGCAGCCCUUGGAUUGCUAAAUCUGACUCGCGGGAAGUGGAGGGAGGUUGUCCUUCUCUCUCAGAGUAGGAGAGGACUGCCCCCUUUCGGCAUCAGCUGUUAUCCCUGUGGUAAAAGAGGCAUGGAGAUUCAGAAGUGGUGGCUCUGUGCGAAACGGGAGGAUGUUAUCCCUUCCACACGCUCAUUUCCCUCAGGUUCAAGUGGAACAAGGUUUCUGAGACAGUGAGUCAGAUGAGAAGGUUGGUGCUUUUUUCUCAGUCUUUUUUUUAACUAUACCUAGAAACAAUGUAAGAUAGCAUUAACAAAACACCUGCCUGUGUGUUUGUCCAAGUGCAGAGUGGGAAGGAAUGUGUGCAUCUGUCUGGGUGAGAAGAUAUCUGUGUACCUGGUAGCAUGAACACCUUCUGCACUUCUGUGCUUGCACACAGGUUGGUAGGCUUGUGUCUACCUGAUGAUCUCUUUCUGAAUGAUUUGUUGGAUCUGAUCUAACUACAGAUGGGAGUGUGUAUGUGUACAUGUGUGUGCAUAUAUAUAUAUUUAGCAACUGUUGAAUAACUUCACACUACUUCCUGGGCUACAUUCUGUGAUUGCUGCCUGGGUGUGAGAGCCAUUUGGUACUAUCUCCAGGCUAGCACCAUCACUUUUCUCAUGGGUAUUACACUGGGUGAAGUAUAAAUAGCAAAAAUCAAUUAGCUUGCAUCAGGUGCAGGCUAACUUUUAAUGUGGACUGGUUUUAGUCUCUCAUCCAUUGGCCAGAAAGAAACUUUCUACUGUAAAUACACUAAGUGCUCUUAAUUAAAAUGUGUAUUUUUACCUCUGCCUCCGUUCUGGUUUCUCCAUAU
Molecule: messenger RNA, 4723 nt
Organism: Strigops habroptila (Kakapo)
Lineage: Eukaryota; Metazoa; Chordata; Aves; Psittaciformes; Psittacidae
Gene: TNFRSF1A
Product: TNF receptor superfamily member 1A
Exons: 9
Coding region: 2110-3453 (447 amino acids)
Biological process (GO): inflammatory response; signal transduction
Cellular component (GO): signaling receptor complex; mitochondrion; membrane raft
Molecular function (GO): tumor necrosis factor receptor activity; tumor necrosis factor binding
Source: RefSeq, a predicted model, not a curated record